AACUCUUUCAAUUUUGGAAUUUUCAGUGUGAACGCACUACUCGCACUAUUUAUACAAAACGUCUUACAAUAGUGCAAACGUACGCGAUUUGGAACGCACCUAAUAGUUAUGAUCUGUCAUAGUGAAACCUGACGUGUCAAGAGCACGCAAGACGUCAACACGUAACGUUACAUAUAGUAAAACGAACAAUAUUUACAUGUUGAUCUGUUUUCAUGUUACCUCUGGGGGGCAAGUCUUUGAUGUUCCAUGAUGUUAAGGUUUUACAUUAAUUACGUGCAGCUAAUUAGAAUGGAGACAUUUCCAUGCAUACAGAUGGUAGUUAAAAAUCCCGAAGACAACAAACUUGAGAUUGUUGUUGUGUUUUGCGUGUGUACAGACCACUAUCGUGGUCCAGAGACAUUUGGAGCUUUACCCGAUAUCCAUGCAUCCGUAGCACUUGUAAUGAAUAGCUUUUAGACAUUACGGCUUGAAUUUAUUUAACGGAGGAGCUAAUAAUCCACCAGGGUCAUCGCUUCGGUCCAAACACUCCGUUAUUUCACCUGUUACUGGGCUGAUACGCCUCAAAUCCAAGUGCUUGCCAGGUAAGGGCGUGUGUAGUAAAACGGGACAUGUCCGGACAUGAACACAGAGAACCAGACAACUCAGCAAAGAUCGUCUGCCACCACUAGGCGUCUAAAGCUAGUCAAGCUUUGACAUGUCAUGUCCGAACCCGCCCAGGGGAUGAUGAGUAGUGAUGUGGAUUCUAGCCCUGACAUGCCUCUUUGCGUCUAUUUAAACCAUGGACAGGCUCUCAGCAAGCUCCCACUCAUCACUAAGCCAGAGCUCAAGCACUUUAUGUACAGGAAGCAGAGUGUAUAUAUAUAGAAGAUUCUUUGUUAGAAUAGCCAAUUUACCUCUGUUUGCACAGAUUGUCUACCAAUAUGGCAACAGAAAGUUGUUUAAGCAGUUCGCAGAUCAGCCAGGUUGACAACGAAAAACUGGUAAGACCAAAAGUUCAGCUGAAAAGCCUGUUAGAGGAUGCAGGUGCAGAUAAAGAUGUUUUCACCAUGAAAGAGGUCUUGUUUUAUUUGGGGAAGUAUAUCAUGAGCAAGGAGUUAUAUGACAAGCAGCAGCAACACAUUGUUCACUGCGGAGAGGAUGCUCUUGGUGCAGUUCUCGGGGUGAAAAGUUUCUCAGUCAAAGAGCCCCGAGCACUCUUUGCACUGAUCAACAGAAACCUUGUGACUGUGAAAAAUACCGAUAUUCAGUCUACCUUCUCUGAACCCAGGAGUCAAAGUGAACCAGACAGAGGGCCCGGGGAUACGGAUUCAGACUCUCGCUCAUCUACCUCACAACAGCAGCGCAGGAGGAGGAGAAGCAGUGAUCCUGAGAGUACUUCAGCCGAAGACGAUCCCAGAGAAUGCAGGAAGAGGCACAAGUCAGACAGCUUCUCUCUGACAUUUGAUGACAGCUUGUCUUGGUGUGUGAUCGGCGGCCUGCACCGGGAGAGGGGGAAUAGUGAGUCUUCGGAAGCACAAAGCAACUCUGUGUAUGAAGUCACAAUCUUUGCUGAGGAUGAAGAUUCGUUUGAUGAGGAUACUGAGAUAACUGAGGCAGACUACUGGAAGUGUGCCGUAUGUUACGAGCUCAACCCUCCUCUUCCUCGGCAUUGCAAAAGCUGUUGGAAAGUCCGACCCGGUUGGCUUCCAGAAACCCACUCUAACAUGGAAAACACCUCCACUAACACUCAACCCAGCACAGAAGACUCCAGCAUCACCACAACUUCCAGCUCAGCCUCACAUGCCAAACUGCUUCCUUCCAAACCCUCAAGUCCUCUUCCAGAACCAGACGAAGGAGUGGAUGUACCCGACGGCAAGUGCUCACAAUCUCCUGUCGCCGCUAAAGACGAGUUUCUCUCCUCCACGGCCACCGGCUCUAUGACUGACUCUCAGACCUCAUCAUCGCAGCCCUCAACCUCCUUUGGUGGCAGCAGUCAGGAAGAGACCCCAGAGCUGGAGCGCUACAACAGCCUAGAGGCCUGCCUGCCCGCAACUUGCCUUGAGCCCUGCGUUAUCUGUCAAAGUCGCCCCAAGAACGGCUGCAUCGUUCACGGAAGAACUGGACACCUUAUGGCUUGCUACACUUGCGCCAAGAAAUUAAAGAAUCGGAACAAGUUGUGUCCAGUGUGCCGAGAGCCCAUUCAGUCAGUUGUGUUGACCUACAUGAGCUGAGACACUGCAGAUAUACCUCUUCUCCCCUCCUCACAUGAAGUUUUGCGUUCAAAUGUAAUAUUUGUAAUAUGUUACUAAUUGAUUAAUAAAUUUUAUUUAUGACUCACCAA
Carassius carassius (crucian carp) is the source of this 2320-nucleotide messenger RNA. RefSeq names its product E3 ubiquitin-protein ligase Mdm2-like. The transcript is spliced from 10 exons. Gene Ontology annotation, molecular function: ubiquitin protein ligase activity; identical protein binding. Lineage: Eukaryota; Metazoa; Chordata; Actinopteri; Cypriniformes; Cyprinidae. Gene Ontology annotation, biological process: negative regulation of apoptotic process; regulation of cell cycle. Gene Ontology annotation, cellular component: nucleus. The record is from RefSeq and is a predicted model, not a curated record. The coding region runs from base 921 to 2210 and encodes 429 amino acids.